Molecule: messenger RNA, 1373 nt
Organism: Cololabis saira (Pacific saury)
Lineage: Eukaryota; Metazoa; Chordata; Actinopteri; Beloniformes; Belonidae
Gene: fbxw4
Product: F-box and WD repeat domain containing 4
Exons: 9
Coding region: 160-1329 (389 amino acids)
Biological process (GO): SCF-dependent proteasomal ubiquitin-dependent protein catabolic process
Cellular component (GO): SCF ubiquitin ligase complex
Molecular function (GO): protein binding
Source: RefSeq, a predicted model, not a curated record
CCUGUUUCCUCGGACUUGUGGGAAAGAUGGGAGCUUGUUUACUUUGUUUUUGUCAGUCUGUAAAAUUUUCUCCAGUCUUUUUAGUAAGAUACCGUGUACAACCAGAUGUAACCCCCCGCAGGCAGCAGGUAUAUUGAGGUUUGAGGAGCAGCAGUCACUAUGCUGCUCCUUCAUCUACCUGAGGAUGUCCUUUACCACAUCUUGUCAUAUUUGGAUUACAAAUCUCUCAGUCGCCUUUCCCAAGUUUGUAAAAUCAUCAAUCGCUUUGUGAGCCGCGACGUUGUGUGGAGGAAAAUCGCAAAACAGUUUUUAAACACUGGAAUUACUUGGAACGGAACGGACAUAUAUCCUCACAUCCCACUGAAGCAGAGAAUAAGGACGGCUCAAAACUGGUAUGAUGGCGUCUGCAGAAGGUCGAUUUCCGUUAGGUGGAAAACCAAACUGUUGCCAUGGUUGCAGUUGGAUCAGGACAUAUUAUUUCUAUCUCAGGCAUCUAAUAUCGGGGCAUAUAAUCUACACAAAGCCUCCAAGAAACCCCAGCAAAGUGCAUUUAAAAUCUACUCAGGACACAAGGGUGAUGUCUGUCGCUUUGUCAUCACCGAUUCCCAUCUGAUCAGCGGAGGAAGCGAUGGUAAGAUCCUGAUCCACAGCAGAGGAAGUGAUAUGACUUUGGGAUUGUUUGGUCAUGGCCAGGAAGUUAAUUGCCUAGACUGCAAAGAUGAACUCAUCAUCAGUGGAUCAAGAGACAGAACAGCCCGGAUUUGGACUUUGACUUCCAGUUCCUCCAGAGCAACAAUUCCAAUGUUUGACAGAGUUUGGUCUGUUGCUAUUAGUCCCACAGGAAGUUCCUUUGCAACAGGUACUUCAUGCUGUGAGAACUCCUCUCCUAUUCGCAUCUGGGAUGUUGAACGAUCAGCAUGUGUGUGUAGGCUCGGGACAGAGUUUCGUCGUGGUGCUGGCGUCUUGGAUAUAGUGUUUGAGUCUCCAUUCCAACUCUUUACCUGUGGCUACGAUACCUUCAUAAGACUUUGGGACCUCCGACUCAGCCCACAGAAGUGUGUGAGAGAGUGGGAGGAGCCUCAUGACAGCACUCUGUACUGCAUCCAGACGGACAAAAACCACAUGAUAGCUAGUGGCUCUUCAUAUUAUGGUGUUGUACGUCUUUGGGACAAACGCCAGACCAAAUGCUUGCAGUUCUUCCAGCUGAGCUCUGACCCAGUGAGCAGCCCAGUGUAUUGUCUGAGGUUUAGCAGCUCUCACCUCUAUGCAGCCCUGGCCACAGCCCUGCACUCCCUGGACUUCCGACAGAGCCCCACUUACAUCAGAUGACACGCAAAUCUCUCAGAUUUAUCAAAAUAAUAAAUGUUUCUAUU